UCCCCUAGUUUCUGCUCGCAUCCUCGCCGUGACGCCGCCUGAGAAGUCCUCGCCGCCGCCACCCUCGACCCACCCGAAUCAAAACGGGUUCUUAUUUAUUAACCUAAUUUGAGCUAAGCAAACAGAAAACAACAGUGAAGUGAUUUUCUUCAAGACAUAAACCCUAAACCCUUGUGUUCGCGAACCAGAGACUCCAUGGCGAACCCUAAUAGCCAGAAGAAGAAGAGCAACAAGAAGAAGAAAACCAAGUCUGGUCCUGAAAGCGUAGCCAUGAAGGUGAAGAAGGCUACGACGGUUAACAACCCUUUCGAAUCGAUCUGGUCGCGCCGGAAGUUCGACAUCAUGGGCCAGAAACGCAAGGGCGAGACCCGUCGCAUGGGUUUGGCUCGUUCCCAUGCCAUCCAGAAGCGGAACAACACGCUCCUCAAGGAGUAUGAGCAAAGCGUCAAAUCCUCCCUCUUCGUCGAUAAGCGAAUUGGAGAGAAGGAUGAAGGUCUUGAUGAGUUUGGCAAAGCUAUUUUGAGAUCCCAGCGUGAACGCCAGUUGAAUGUGAAACUGAGCAAGAAAAGCAAGUAUCACUUGUCUGAUGGAGAAGAAGAUGAUGAUUUUGAAGGAGUUGAUGCUCUUGGAAGAGAUGAUUAUGAGGACCAGAUGCUUGCUGAUGGUGAUGGCGACGACGACGCUGGUGAAACUGGCAGAAAUUCAGAUUUGGUUCAGCACCUUAAUGCUUAUGGUGCGCGGAGUUCAGGGGAAAUCGGUGUGGCAGGCAGUGAGGAAAAUAGGCAUAAAAGCAAGAAGGAAGUGAUGGAAGAAAUUAUCUCAAAAAGCAAAUUUUACAAGGCUCAAAAAGCUAAAGAGAAGGAAGAAAAUGAAAACAUGGUUGAAGAAUUGGAUAGGAAUUUCACUUCCUUGGUUCAUUCUGAGGCCCUAUUGUCUUUGACUGAACCCACAAAGAUGAAUGCUUUGAAGGCUCUGGUGAAUAAGAGUAUUCCAAAUAAACAAAGUGAUAAGGAUAGCUCAUCUGCUACUCGGACUAAGAAUGACUUUGUGCAGGAAAAACCUGAUGAUUAUGACAUACUUGUCAGACAAAUGGGAUUUGAAAUGCGUGCUCGCCCUUCAGAUAGGAUGAAGACACCUGAAGAGGUUGCUCAGGAGGAAAAAGAACACCUAGAGCAAUUGGAGGAGGAGAGGCAGAAGAGGAUGAUUGCUGCUGAAGAUUCAAGUGACGAAGAAAAUGAGGAUUCAGAAGAAAGUGAAGAUUCAAGUGAUGAAGAAAAUAAAGAUUCAAAAGAGUCAUCUAAACAGAAGCAAAGAUUUCCUUCUGGUGAUGAUCUUGGUGAUUCCUUCUCUGUCAAUGAUGAAACUUUGACUAAGAAGGGUUGCAUUGAAAAGAUUCUUGAAAGCAUAAAUGAAGAAGAUUCUGGUAGUGAAGAUGGUGAAGACUCUGAUGAUUCGGAAAGCUCUGAAGAUUCUGAUGAAGGAUCAGAUGAAGAUUUUGGCAAACAUAAGAAUGAUCUUACUUUGAAAGAUUGGGAACAGAAUGAUGAUGAUGAUAUUGGUGCAGGUUCAGAAGAUGAAGGUGAUAAUGAUGAGGACAAAGAUAAAGCUGCAGAAGGACUUGAUGAGUUAAAAAUAUUGGAUACCAACAGGAAAGUCGGAGGAAAAAAGUCGAAAGACUUCGACAUUCCUUAUAUAAUUCAAGCUCCUCAGACCUUUGGAGAAUUAUGUUCACUUGUGGAUAAAUGUUCAAAUUCUAACACUAUCUUGGUUAUCAACCGGAUUCGGAAAAGCAAUUCAAUCAAACUUGCUGUAGAAAAUCGAAAAAAGAUGCAAACAUUUUAUGGAGUAUUACUAGAGUACUUUGCUGUUUUGGCAAAUAAGAAACCGUUGAAUGUUGAAUUGCUUAAUAUGCUGGUGAAACCAUUGAUAGAAAUGAGUUUGGAAACCCCAUACUUUGCUGCUGUAUGUGCUCGUACCAGAAUACAAAAAAUAAGAGAGCAAUUUGUUGGGAGUAUCAAGAACUCAGAAAGUAGCAGUUGGCCUUCUUCAAAGACAUUGUGUCUCUUGCGUUUGUGGUCCAUGACAUUUUCAUGUUCGGAUUUUAGACAUCCAGUUUUGACUCCUGUGAUAUUAUUGAUGUGUGAAUUUCUGAUGCGUUGCCCGAUAGCAUCUGGUCGGGAUAUUGCGAUUGGUUGUUUCUUAUGCUCGAUGCUUUUAUCUGUAUUUAGACAGUCUCGGAAGUUCUGUCCUGAACCAAUAAUGUUUCUUCGAACUUUGCUGUAUGCAGCCACUGAAAGUAAAUAUAUUUCAGAUGAAGAUGCCCUGUUUAAUCAUCUUAUGGAACCGAAAGCUCUCAAGCCUCUCCUCUGCAUACAUGAGACAGUAAACGAGAUUAGCCCUCUGGAUUUCUUUAAGAUAAUAAAUAUGCCAGAAGACUCUUGUUUUUUCACUUCUGAUAGUUUCAGGGCUAGUGUGUUACUUUCAGCUGUAGAAACUCUACAAGGAUAUAUCAACAUCUACGAAGGCUUAAGCUCAUUUCCUGAAAUGUUCUUACCAAUUUUGAGAUUGUUACUAGAGAUAGCAGAACAGAAAAAUAUACCAAAUGCAUUGCAGGAUAAAAUUAAAGAUGUGGCUGAGCUCAUUAAGUUGAAAGUAGAUGAACAUCACUCCUUGAGGCGACCACUCCAAAUGCGCAAACAGAAGCCAGUACCAAUCAAAUUAUUGAAUCCCAAGUUUGAGGAAAACUAUGUGAAGGGAAGAGAUUAUGACCCAGAUCGUGAACGAGCUCAAAGGAGAAAAUUGGAGAGAGAUUUGAAGCGUGAAGCCAAAGGGGCUGCUCGUGAAUUACGUAAAGACAACUAUUUCUUGCUUGAGGUGAAGGAGAAAGAGAGGUCUUUAAAGGAAAAAGAAAGAGCAGAGAAGUAUGGAAGAGCUAAAGCUUUCCUUCAAGAGCAAGAACAUGCUUUUAAGUCUGGACAACUAGGAAAAGGAAAGAAGAGAAGGGGAUAAACUCGACACCCUUCUUGUAAUCUGCAUAUUUAGUAUUUACCCCCUACAAUGUCCCGUUCAAACAUUUGAGCCUUUCCUUUUCAUAUUACUCAGUUCAAGGAAUCAGUUUUUAUGCAGUCUAGUGUAGGGCGGAGGAACGUAAGGGUUAAACGUUGGUUUUGGUUAGAGUAGAGUACUGUGUUUAACGUGAUUGCAUUUUCAUUCUAAUCCAUAAGAAGAGUUAUUUUUCUUAUGAAGAUCACAUGUCGUGCUUUUAGAAAAUUAAUUUUUUUUUUGCUUAUAAAAAAAAAUGUCCUUUUAUUUAC
Molecule: messenger RNA, 3314 nt
Organism: Lotus japonicus
Lineage: Eukaryota; Viridiplantae; Streptophyta; Magnoliopsida; Fabales; Fabaceae
Exons: 13
Coding region: 196-3009 (937 amino acids)
Biological process (GO): maturation of SSU-rRNA
Cellular component (GO): Noc4p-Nop14p complex; small-subunit processome; nucleolus
Source: RefSeq, a predicted model, not a curated record